CAGAAAUCUGUUUCCCAUCUCCAUGAGCUCAUAUUUACACAGCCUCAGGGAUUUGGUUCAGUCUCCAUGAGCCCAGCUGUGAGGGACUACAGGAGCAUCCUGGCAAAGCUCCAGGAGGGAGCAGGAUCUGGUUGGGCCCUGUGAGCUUGAGGUGUUGUCCAAGAUCACCUCGUGUUGGGAGGAGCUGAGGGACACUCUUGUCCUGGAGAGUGGCCCUGUCUCCUCUGUGGCCCCGGGGAUGGCAGAAGCCACUUGUGAAGAAGGUGGAGACUCAGCUGCUGUGAUGGAGCUACUGCAGGAGAGAGCAGAGGGAAGGACCAAUUUCAGCCUCAGAUGCACCAGAACCAGAAAGGUGACCAUUGUGGUCACUGUGCUCACCGUGGUGCUGCUUCUCACAGUUGUCAUCAUGGCACUGGCAGCUAAGAAACACCAAUCCUGCACUGCUCCAACCCUGCCCAGUUGCUUGGAGAGUGGGAUCGGCUUUGGGAAGAAGUGCUUUUACUUCCUGGAGGAGGAAGUGGACUGGGAAGGGAGUCAGCACUUCUGCCUCUCCCGCCAAGCCCACCUGGCCACCAUCGACACCAGGGAGGAGCUGAAUUUCCUCCUGCGCUAUGGGAACUUCAUGGAGUACUGGGUUGGUCUCCGGAGAGAAGGUUCCGGACCUUGGAAAUGGCUCAAUGGUUCCCUCUUCAAUGCCUUCAUUCAGACACAACCCAUGGAUUUGUGGGAUGCAGAUGCUGAUGGGGGCCUGAUGGCAUCCCUGGAUGAAUCUCCUGGGACCAAGAACAUGAAAAUAUUCCCUCUGUUGAGAAGUGGAAGGUUUGACAUCCAGGGCAACGGCCACUGCGCCUACACGAACUCGCACAGGAUCAGCAGUGACAGGUGCUCUGAGAUGAAAUUCUCCAUCUGCAGCCACCUGCAGAAACAUCCCAGUGAAGUUCAGAAGGAUUCAGAAAUCCUGAAUUCCACCUGAAACCUCCCUUUUAAGCAGAGAUCCACCACCAGCUGCUGUUAAUCCCACACAAUGUGGUGCUGAUUCUCUGUUGUUUGUAUUUGUUUAAAUUUUAGCUAAAAAGAAC
This is a messenger RNA of Pseudopodoces humilis (Tibetan ground-tit), 1079 nucleotides long. RefSeq names its product C-type lectin domain family 2 member D-like. NCBI's taxonomy places the organism in Eukaryota, Metazoa, Chordata, Aves, Passeriformes, Paridae. The record is from RefSeq and is a predicted model, not a curated record.